This is a messenger RNA of Gigantopelta aegis, 1778 nucleotides long. RefSeq lists its product as uncharacterized. The record is from RefSeq and is a predicted model, not a curated record. The transcript is spliced from 7 exons. Gene Ontology annotation, molecular function: carbohydrate binding. The coding region runs from base 1 to 1194 and encodes 397 amino acids. NCBI's taxonomy places the organism in Eukaryota, Metazoa, Mollusca, Gastropoda, Neomphalida, Peltospiridae.
AUGAUACCUUUGCAGCAAGUCUUGUGCAUUUCUGGAAUUCUUACCCUGGUGACUGGAUAUUCACUUUAUGACAUCCAAGGACGAUCGCAUCGUCUAGUUGGGUCAAAGUUCGCCACUGAGACUGUGAAGAAUUUUGUACAGUGUAAGAGUUUGUGUGAACGCCGAUCUCUGUGUAAAUCUGUCAACUACAACACGAGAACACGAGAGUGCACGUCAAACUUUCAUGACGUCACGACGUCUCCAAUACCCUUGGUGUCCGAUGUACCAGAGGUAGUGUAUGAUGGGAAAAGUUCCAUACCACAGAGUAGCAACGUCUGUGUCACCAGCCCCUGUGAAGACUCGCAGGUCUGUGCUCAGUUAGGAUCUGGAAGAAAAUGCUUUGGAGAAAAGACAGACACUGACUGUGGCGUGCCUCCAGACGUCACAAACGCCACCAAAUCUUAUCAUGGGACGUCCCUCAAUUCCGUCACCACCUACAGCUGCUAUGCUGGCUACGUCAUGUCUGAUGGACCGGCGACGUCUACGUGCGAGGACACGAAAACGUGGUCCGCGACAAACUUCUACUGUACAAUGGUCAGUUGCAUGGUUCCAACAGUGGCGAAUGGCACCUUUAUACACCAGUCCACCACACUGGGCAGUGAAGGAUCAGUCGAGUGUGACAAGUACUUCCGGUUCUUUGGGAACAGCAGUUCAGCCAAGUGUAACGCCACUGGACACUGGGGCGGACUCAAUGGAGACUGUCGACGUGUGGAAUGGAGAAAUAUGGUUCCUCCGUUUGAGGCUCCGAUUCCUUGGCCACUCAGCGACGGGUGGGAGAUGCUACUGGCCGGUACGCCCGGGACAAAGGACUCUAUAAUCUAUGUGGACUUGAUGUACAGGCAGGACAUAUAUGUUCGCGUUGAGAUGAGAUUCAACAUUUGGGGUGACGUCAAUACGACAAUCUUCUCGGCAUCAUACAACGGGACGUUUAUUGCAGAUCUAAUCGCCAAGACGUCAAACUUCCCAUUCGUAGCUACCGUUCCCUUUGAAAUGCGGACUACUCUUCAGAACAACACCUUUGCGUUUGUCGUGGAUGGAGCAGACUUGUACACAUACAACAUACUAAGACCAGCCGAACUCAUCGACCGUUUGGCGAUAUAUGAUGACGUCACAAUUGAUAAACUGUUGUUCAUAUAUAAUAACACCAUCUAUUGAAUAUACCAUUUGGUGAUAACAGAUGGUGUCACAAUUGAUAAACUGCUUCUCAUAUACAAUAACACCAACUAUUGAUAAAGUGCUACUUAUAUAUAGUAACAUCAUCUAUUGAACAUAUUUAUUGUUAUAACAGAUGACGUCACAAUUGAUAAACUGCUUCUCAUAUACAAUAACAUCAACUGUUGAACAUAUUUAUGGUGAUAACUGAUGAUGUCACGAUUGAUAAAGUGUUCGAUUGAACACAUGUAUUGGCAGCAUUGUCAAGGAACAACACUUGAAACUUACACAUUGAUCACAAUAAUGGUUUUGUCAUUUAGAUAUAUAAAACUCAAUCUGUGGACAUAUCUACAGUCUACAGUGUGGGUUAUGAACUACAAUAUCAGGGCUCAAGCUAGGUCUAAAGUUUAGGGAGAAGUGACUUCUCCCUCCAGACCUUGAGAGGGAGAAGUUUUUAACCAGAGGGAGACUUGAAUUUAUUUCUAUUUUUUAGUAAUUUACUUGCGUUUUUAUGUUAAAUCACGUGAAGCCCCUGUUUGCUUAGCUUAGCUUAGUAACUGGUUUAACGUGUCCAUAUACCACUAGGG